Rubroshorea leprosula is the source of this 679-nucleotide messenger RNA. The record is from the annotation of a GenBank genome assembly. Lineage: Eukaryota; Viridiplantae; Streptophyta; Magnoliopsida; Malvales; Dipterocarpaceae.
CCAAACCAGAGACUGUUGCCAUUUUCCUUCAAAUUCAUUGCAGUUUGUAUUGAUUUUGCAUAUCAAUACAUAUUAUUUGAUUUUUGCAAAUUUUGUGACAACACAUCUUUGGUGACUCCACUAAGGAAAUCUCUGCCUCUCAUCUUUCGACUGAAAAAAAAAUCUACCAUAUCUUUCCAAGCAUGGCAGAUUCAAAGCAAGCUAUAACUCCUUUCACAACUCGAAAAGUUCAAAUCUUUUCCAAUCAAUCCUCCUUGUUGACUCGUGGCAAAGCGCACAUGACAAGAUCUAAGUUGGUGUCCCCUCUGAGGCAAUUCACUAGAAGACGUUGUAAGCAGGCUGUAAUGAAAAAACGAUCAUUAGCCAUCCAAUUGCCUUUCCGACCUGUGAAAGAUGUUGAGUACUUCUCCUCAGAAUCUAGUGAAGGUGAAGAAAUAAGUCUCAAGCCCAGUCAUGUGCUUGCUUCAAAGUUAAGAUGGGCUAAUUGUCCUUCUUCAUCAUCUGGGUCCCUCCUGCAUGCCUUUGUUAUUGAAGCAACAUCUGGUGACUUGAAUGCUCUCCUCAAGGCUGUGGAAGGCUUAAGGAAAGCCCUGGCUGAAAAGGAUGCCCAAAUCAAGGAACUCUAAGAACUCUUGGUAGCUCAACACUUGUCAAACCAGAAUAACCAAGCAGCAUCAAG